AUGUAACCCAAAGGCCAAGGCUAAACAUGGGGACAACAGUAUUGACGAGCGUUUUGUUUGUUCUAUUACCCGCGUUUCAAGUGAUUUUCGAGAAUGUCGUCGUUCUCUUAUCAACAGAGAAGAAAAACCAAAUGUGGAGAUAAGUGGUUACAGGCAAGAUCAACAUUUUUGGUUUGCACAGCAUGCCCUUUCACAAAAGAAAAUAAUGCAUCCGUCAAAAUCAGCAGAGAUUACCCUGCAGUCUCGUUCAACCCGGGGUUCACAAUAUCAUCUCCCCAAACUAAUUUCUUGUACUUUCAAACGCAUCCAGCACUAG
Messenger RNA from Dovyalis caffra, 316 nucleotides. NCBI's taxonomy places the organism in Eukaryota, Viridiplantae, Streptophyta, Magnoliopsida, Malpighiales, Salicaceae. The record is from the annotation of a GenBank genome assembly.